Messenger RNA from Caenorhabditis angaria, 327 nucleotides. The record is from the annotation of a GenBank genome assembly. Lineage: Eukaryota; Metazoa; Nematoda; Chromadorea; Rhabditida; Rhabditidae.
AUGUUUGUCGCCUCCACGUGGUUCGAGAUGGAAACAUAUUAUUGUCACGUGCAUUUCGAUCAAUGCAAUCAAGCUCUACAAUAUUAUGGCCAAAGGACAACAAAAAAAGCCCACAAUCUUCGGCCGGAAAGAUCGAAUGAAGGUGCUGAUUGGCCAAAACCGGGCUGGAAACCCGUGUUACCUGGAUUUGGGCAUCAAUUUCCAAAAGACAGCAAAAAUAUAGAAAAUUGGAUGGAUCUUACGCUGGCGAUCAACCUCCGAAGGGCUCAAGGCAUCCAGUCCGAGGAGGCGCCAGUUGCUGCCGGGGUGCCGCUGGAAACGGAAUAA